AUGGUCAGCAGCGUCGAGGUGGAGUCGGUGCCGCCGACGGCGCUUCCCUCGCGCAAGCGUGCCCGACGCCUGGACACGGCGGAGGACCGUCUGAGCGACCUGCCGGACUGCCUCCUGCACGCCAUCCUCGCGCGCCUCCAGUCCCGGCAGGCCGUGCAGACGAGCACGCUGUCGCGGCGGUGGAGGCACCUGUGGCGCUCCGUGCCCUGCGUGGACAUCGACCAGCGCCAGUUCCCCGGCAGCCACGUGCCGGGCUCCCGGCAGCGCGGGCGCUUCGAGGACUUCGCGGACAGCAUGCUGGCGUUCGCCGGCGCCGCGCCGUCGUCACGGACGCCUCUGGACGCGUUCCGCCUGCACCUGGUCGACGGCGGGAGCGCGAGCUCCGACAGGUGGGUGCGCCGCGGCCUCAAGCGCCGCCCGGCCACCGUCGACAUCCGCUGCAGCCUCGGCGACUUCAGAGGCAUGGUCGAGUGGCCGCCGGGCCACGUCAACCUGGCCGCCGCCGCCUGCCGCCUGACGACGCUCACGCUCUUCGGCGUGACGCUGCGGCACGGCUUCGCGGAGAGGCUCGGCGCGCUCUGUCCGGCCAUCCAGGACCUGCGCAUCGACAACUGCCACCACCACUCCUCCCACUGCACCAUCGUCUCGCCCUCGCUCAAGUUCCUCACGCUCUUCUGCAGAAUGAGCUACCCCUAUUCCUCCGCCAUUACUUUGGCCAUCGCCUCUCCUCGGCUCGCCACCCUCUUCCUCUUUGUUCCGUUCGGCGGCACGGGCGUCCACCCGGUGAUCACUGCUGCUCCGGGACACCAGGCGCUGGCGUCGCUUGCCAGGGCGUCCAUCUGUAUAUACGAUCGGGACCGCCCGAACAAACGGCCCAACAAGACCAAGCUCGAGUUCCUGAGGUCCAUGCGCGUCUUCCUCGCACGAUUGUCCAACGUCCGGAUCCUACGACUCUCGGGGUUCACCUCGAAGGCAUUGCUGGACCACGAAUCUCAAGAAUUCCCGACGUUCCAAAACCUGACAACAUUGGUUCUCCGCUGCUGUGAUGUUGGAGCGUUUAACUCCCAGGUGCUGCUGAGAAUGCUUGACAGUACCCCUAAUUUGGAGAAGAUUGGAUUGUACCACUGCAAGGUUUGGAUGGUUGAUGGUACCGACGAUGAAACUGAGCAAAAGAGGGAGCCACGUGCGCUGACUCAUUGUGGGUGUAAAGCUAUGCUUGAGAUCCAUCGUAUUGCUGGUACGGAUCCAAUCCAGAGAACGGAGCCAUUUCAUGAGACACUCAGGGAGACCAAUGGGCGAAAGAGGAGAUCCGGGCGCUGCAGCGAAUGUGGCAGUUUCAACCACGACAUUUGCAAAUGUCGUGAUCUGGGGAGAGGUUGA
This is a messenger RNA of Lolium perenne, 1380 nucleotides long. Its product is annotated as MEIOTIC F-BOX protein MOF-like. Gene Ontology annotation, molecular function: protein binding. The record is from RefSeq and is a predicted model, not a curated record. NCBI's taxonomy places the organism in Eukaryota, Viridiplantae, Streptophyta, Magnoliopsida, Poales, Poaceae.